Molecule: messenger RNA, 864 nt
Organism: Cicer arietinum (chickpea)
Lineage: Eukaryota; Viridiplantae; Streptophyta; Magnoliopsida; Fabales; Fabaceae
Product: temperature-induced lipocalin-1
Biological process (GO): lipid metabolic process; response to reactive oxygen species
Cellular component (GO): cytoplasm
Source: RefSeq, a predicted model, not a curated record
UUAGUGUUGCAUUUUGCUACAACAAAACACAAACAAGAAAGAAUGGCGAAGAAAGAGAUGGAUGUUGUAAAAGGUGUAGACUUGAAGAGGUACAUGGGUCGAUGGUACGAAAUAGCUUGUUUCCCAUCGAGGUUUCAACCAAGUGAUGGCGUGAACACAAGAGCCACAUACACUCUCAGAGAGGAUGGAACUGUGAAUGUUCUGAAUGAGACUUGGAGUGGUGGAAAAAGAAGUUACAUUCAGGGUUCUGCUUAUAAAGCUGAUCCCAAUAGCGAUGAGGCUAAACUCAAGGUCAAAUUCUACGUUCCUCCCUUCUUACCUAUCAUUCCUGUUGUUGGUGAUUACUGGAUUUUGCACCUUGAUCAUGAUUAUCAAUAUGCUCUCAUUGGCCAACCUAGCAGAAGUUAUCUUUGGAUAUUAUGCAGGCAGCCCCAUUUGGAUGAAGAAAUCUACAACCAGCUUGUUGAGAAAGGUAAGGAAGAAGGAUAUGAUGUGAGCAAACUGCGCAAGACUCCACAGAGUGACUCUCCACCUGAACAAGAAGGUCCUCAAGACACCAAAGGAAUUUGGUGGAUCAAAUCACUUUUUGGGAAAUAAAUAAGUAUGGUCAUGAACAAUAUUAUGUAAUCAAGCUGAAGAAGUGUGUUAAUUUCAUGUCAUGAAUAAAGGUUUCAAGAACUCUAAUAUGGAUCAAUUUCGUUUGGAUUUCUAUAUAUCAUGUAUUGGUUUUGUAUAUACACUAAAGAUGUCAGCUUUAGCAAAGUUGGUGUUUGAUGCUCAAAUUGUAUGAGUUCUUACAGUUUUGGUGAUAAUUUAGUAUGUGUUACUUUACAGCAAUGUAAUGUUGGUUAUUUUAUCUUUGUU